GGUGUCCGGCGAACUCCCUUGACGCUGCGGGAAAGGGAGGGGUCAGACGCGCACCCGCGUUUCGCCCUGUGUGCUGAGGGGGUCUGGCGUUCUGGGAACGCCGGACCCGCAGAUACAAUGGCCGUGGGGUCCGACAUUCAGGGAACGCCAGACCUUCUACGCGAGGCGGUCUGCUUGGGGUCCAACAAACCCCCUGUCGCAAGAAAGGCUUCUUCAUGUCGCUUAGUUUUGUUCUCUUGUUAUCUUUUUCCUUUUUGGCUCCCUUCAAGAAAAUCAGCUUCGGCCUCCAGUGCUGCCAGUCGUGCGUACGGGAGGUCUAAGCUCUACAACGACAAACCCUGGGCUCUUGAUUGGGUCGGUGGCCUUCAUACAUCGGGUUGUGGAGCCGUUGUCUUCUUGAGCGACGACAACGGCAAGAGUUGGUACUCCUGCGGAGGGGUGGAGAAAUUGGAAGCGGGGAGGAUUAACUACGAUGGCAGGAAGUUUAGGACCUUCUGCCUGACGUCUGUCUAUGACAAAGAGGGGAAAAACUGGGUCAAGGAAAACAAGAAGGUGUCUCUUGACCUUCGGCUCUUCCAGGGAUACGGGGUAAAGGCUUUCUCGAUGAAAGCGUUUGACGUGCGCGGGAACGGAACGGAGUUCCAAAUGCUGGAUCCUGAAAAGUUCCUCCUUAAAACCAAUGGCUACCGCGUGACUGGGUCCCUGCCCGUCGUCGACAGCGCUUUCAUGCUCAGGAGGCCUUUGGUCCAGUUCAACAGCUCGGCGGACCAGCUGGCGACUGCCGUUAUGCAAUACAGGGAACAGUUCACGAGGCUGCCUGCUGCCCAACAAGUUGACUGUGUUUUCGUGCCGAUUGACGCGGGCCCCAAACGGCGCCAGGAUCAGUCGGCCAGAGUGGGUGCAAAGAGGAAGCAAUUGGCGACUCCGUCGUCUUCGUCGGCUGCCGUUGUCCGGGCUCUUCCCGCUCCGGUUCCGCCCUCGGAUCGGCAAGGUGCCUUCGAGGACGACGAAUGCGAGGGCCAAGAGGGGGAGGGCGGUGGUGAGGAGGGGGACGACGGUGACGACGGAGAUGCUGACGGUGAGGACAAUGGCAUGGACAAUGAGAGAGACAUUGGUGUCAAACGCAUUCCCUGUGGGCCUAUCCUCUACAACCACCGCUCAUUGUCUGAGAACAUUGUGAGAGGCAUCGAGAAUGCCAUAGAAAGCUCCAUCACUGCUGAACCGGGGGCGUGGGAUAGACCUAAGCUUGUUCUUGCGCCAGUUGACCCCAACGUCGUCGUCGACGGGCAGGGAAGGCGAAUCAUGCCGGACGAGUUCUUCCAAAGAGACUCUGCAGAGUUUGAUUGGUACGCAGUCCGUGGUCAGCAUACCAUUGAGGCCAUGAAACGAAUGGUGGAAAAGGACUCCGCCGCGGUCAAAGUCUAUGGCCUCCGCGCGUACUCAAAAGUGCGAGUCGUCUUUUUCGAUGAUCACCAAACACGAGGUUACUUCAAUGUCUCCGCCUUUGACAACACACGGGAGAAUCGCGCCAUGAUGUUAUCAUUCCAAGACGUUGUGCGUGAUAUGAGGCAAUGGUGGAUCGACAACGACAAAAUCGAGGCCCCCAAAGCUAAGGUCAGCGAGAAGGAUGCGGACGCCGUGACGCACCAUAAAAAGUGGCAAAACUUCCUCAGGGCCUGCAUGGGGAAGGCGUGCGACAAGGCGUUCAUGAAACAGGCGCUGGACAAUGUAUACAGUAAAGAUUGGAGUAAUAAACUCCGAGGGUACAUGAACCUCGCCACGUCCACCGUCACAGUUUGGCCACUGGUGGAGAGGUUCUUCUCGAUGUUCGAGGAGGGCAAAGAGCUCAUCAUAGCCAUCUUUGUCGAAACGGGGGAUACAUCACAAGAUGGACAUGUGUCAUUUGACAAGUCGUCAGAUGCGGGCGCCACAUACGGGAGUCUCCUCGUGACAUGUGCAGCAAUGGCAGGCAGAUCAGAGAUGGAGUCGGAGUCCGCUGUUGGGAUGGACGUCACGGGAAUGUCGUUGCAUCCGCCCUCAUGCACUAGCAAAGGUGAUGCACACUGUACAACAACACCACAGGGAGGGGCUGCAGGGGAUGACGGGGAUGGGGGGAAUGCAGAGGGGUCUCAACAUUCUCGCAAUCUUGAGGACAUGACCACGGACGAUGAGGAUGGGGCAGAAGGUGGAAAGGGCUCGAUCCAGAAUGUCCAAGAUUUCAAGAACCAAUGCCAAAAGGAAGAAGGCGUAGAGGAGGAGGAGGCAGAGGUGGCAAAGGCAGAGGACGCGGGGGGACAGGGGCGGCUCGAGGAGAUGGCAAUGCAGGAGGGAACAACAAUGAUGGGGGGAGAGGACAAGCAAGAAACGAGGGCAAUGGAGGAUCGAGACCGCCAGGUCUACAGCAACAGAGAGGAGGAGCUCAAGGUAGAGAAUCGGGCGGAGGAAUGUAUGGCCUUUGCUCUCAUCAAGAGGCCAAUAGAGAACGCAGAACAGGGAAACAGACGGGAGUCGCUUACGCUUGGACAAGGGAACGGAACGGCGGGACCAAGCGAGCUCCACAGGGACCAGGUCAUGCGGGAUCUCGACAGUAGAUCCACUCAUCUAGUUCCGAUAAAGAUGAGAAGAAAUGGAGAAGAAGGAGGAGCAGAACCUACAAGGGAGCAAGAGGAUGGAGAAGGGGAAGUGAAAUUUUUCUUCAUCGGUUCCCCCCAAGGACAAGGAGAACGAGGGAGAAAUCAAGGAGGGAGGCAGAGGGGUGGGAUUCGUGGAAAGAGCAAGAGUUGGCAGAACGAAGAUCAUUCUUCCACGACCCUUAUGUUGAUCUAUGCCCCUGCAACGUUGGCAGGACGAAUAUCAUUCUUCCACGACCUACCAAACAUCAUUCCAAAUGUAGAGAACUUGAUACUGGCAGGGGACUUCAACACGGUGUUGGAACCGGGGCUGGACUCUCUGUUCCCCAGACCUAAGAAGGGCGACGGAAUCCUCUUGGAACAGAUCAUGCUAGCGUACAGUCUGCAGGAUGCUUUCCGCCAGUUACAUCCAGAGGCACAGGGUCUAACGUGGUUCUCCUCAUAGAGGAUGGAAGACCAGAUCCCACCAAGACGGAGGCUGGACCUCAUCUUAACGAAAGGAGAGGCAUGGAAAGUCAUCAGUGAGGUCCACACUGCAAUGGAGCCACUCUCAGAUCACAAUCCGGUAUGGCCAGUCUUCAGGCUGAGUGGCGACCUCCAAAGGGAACAAAGCUUCUUCAGAUUC
This is a messenger RNA of Chara braunii, 3255 nucleotides long. NCBI's taxonomy places the organism in Eukaryota, Viridiplantae, Streptophyta, Charophyceae, Charales, Characeae. The record is from the annotation of a GenBank genome assembly.